AUGGCUGCAAUAAUGAGUAAGGGUGAUGUGGUGGCCAUUUUCUGCGAUGCUCCGCAGGAGCAUGAGCUAGCAACAAGGCUCAAGCAGUUAGCCACGUUUCCAUUUAGGAUUUUUCCGGUGCUUAAUGGACCAUCUAUGUACAGCGCCGUGCGAGCCUUCUGCGCCUCGCGCAAUUCAUACCGAUGCGCCUUAAAUCUGUGUACCGGAAGCACCGAAGAUGAGGAUCGGGCCAGUCAGGCGUUGCUGGCUUCAGUGCUUGACCACCUUGGCGUUGCCUACGCUGGGUGCCGUCACAUGACGCUGAAGCAGCCACUGGAAGUUCUUUUUAUGAUGUGUUUUUAUGCCGGACUGCCACUGCCCCCAUUCUCUGUGGUGACCUCAGAGAAUGAUAUUGAGCACCUUAGUUUGCGAUUGCCGGUGAAAGUAAAGACUGGGAGCCCCCUUCAACGUGUAUUUCAGUCGGUCGUAACGGAUCUGCCAACCCUGCAAAGGGUGCUGCGUGAAGUUCUACAGUGCCACGACAAAGUCCUCGUAUGGGAAGUAAACGCCACGAAGAGUAGGGAGCUACAGACUUUGGUAUCGGGAUCCGGUUGCGUUGCCAUAACACAGGAGGGCCACAAAAACGAUCUGUGGCUUCAGCAAUGCACCCCUUCCAUACAAAGCUACGCCACAUCUUUUGCUAAAUUUGUAAUAAAUAAGUACGGCUUUGCGAAGCUGUGCUUUAACCAAAGCCCGUAUUCGGACCAGCUACUUCUGGAGGAUGUGGAACUUGGCUGCUCCCUAGUUGACUUGGACACCGAACUUCUCAUGGCCGCCGCCGAAGAGGGGCUCUUGGAGGAAUGCGUCCGUGAGGGAGAGCAGGGUUGUAAAAGGCCGGUUAUGGAGGUGCGAUACGGCGGCAACAACGGGGGCUAUCUUCUGUGCGCCACCAAAGACAUCAAGAGAGGCGAACUCGUCUUUGAGGACGAGGGACGUAGUUUUGCCAUUGUCACACGACCUUUUGUGGAGAAACACUGGGGGGAGGAGGAAAAAGUUACUUUUUCAGAGUACGCGUGGCCGCUCGACGUCGACGGUCAUGUGUACGCAAUUUGGGAGAACGACCCUAGCAGCUGGCGUCCCAUCAACCACUCCUGCAAUCCAAACUGCAUCUUUGGCGAGGAACAUUCACUGAACGUUAUUGCCUCCCGCGACAUCAAGAAGGAUGAGGAGCUCACCAUCGACUACUCAACGUUCUGCGACUACACGAUGAAGCCCUUUCCCUGCUCUUGCGCGUCGGAGUGUUGCCGUGGAAUGAUAGUUCCGGAUGAGGCGGCACUGCGCAAGUACGGCACGAACACGUGGCACCGACGACCUCCUCUCCCUCCGUCCAAAACUGAUUGA
Trypanosoma conorhini is the source of this 1380-nucleotide messenger RNA. Its product is annotated as putative SET domain protein. The transcript has a single exon. Gene Ontology annotation, molecular function: protein binding. The record is from RefSeq and is a predicted model, not a curated record. Bases 1 to 1380 code for a protein of 459 amino acids. Lineage: Eukaryota; Euglenozoa; Kinetoplastea; Trypanosomatida; Trypanosomatidae.